AUGGACGUGGACGUGGACGUGGACGUGGACGUGGACGUGGACGUGGACGUGGACAUGGACAUGGACAUGGACGUGGACGUGGACGUGGACGUGGACGUGGACGUGGACAUGGUCGUGGACGUGGACGUGGACGUGGACGUGGACAUGGACGUGGACGUGUACGUGGACGUGGACGUGGACGUGGACAUGGACGUGGACGUGGACGUGGACAUGGACGUGGACGUGGACGUGGACGUGGACAUGGACGUGGACAUGGACGUGGACGUGGACGUGGACGUGGACGUGGACGUCGACGUGGACGUGGACGUGGACGUGGACGUGGACGUGGACGUGGUCGUGGACGUGGACGUGGACGUGGUCGUGGAGGUGGACGUGGACGUGGACGUGGUCGUGGACGUGGACGUGGUCGUGGACGUGGACGUUGACGUGGACGUGGACGUGGUCGUGGACGUGGAGGACUUGGACGUGGACAUGGACGUGGACGUGGACGUGGUUGUGGACGUGGACGUGGACGUGGACGUGGACGUGGACGUGGACGUGGACGUGGACGUGGACGUGGACAUGGUCGUGGACGUGGACGUGGACGUGGACGUGGACAUGGACGUGGACGUGUACAUGGACGUGGACGUGGAUGUGGACGUGGACAUGGACGUGGACGUGGACGUGGACGUGGACAUGAACGUGGACGUAGACGUGGACGUGGACGUGGACCUGGACGUGGACGUGGACGUGGACGUGGACGUGGACGUGGACGUGGACGUGGACAUGGUUGUGGACGUGGAUGUGGACGUGGACGUGGACAUGGACGUGGACGUGUACGUGGACAUGGACGUGGACGUGGACGUGGACGUGGACGUGGACAUGGACGUGGACGUGGACGUGGAGGACUUGGACGUGGACAUGGACGUGGAUGUGGACGUGGACCUGGAUAAGGACGUGGACAUGGACGUGGACGUGGACAUGGACGUGGACGUGGACGUGGACAUGGACGUGGACAUGGACUCACACGUGGACGUGGACAUGGACAUGGACGUGGACGUGGACGUGGACAUGGACGUGGACGUGGACAUGGACGUGGACGUGGACGUGGACGUGGACGUGGACAUGGACGUGGACGUGGACAUGGACGCUGACGUGGACGUGGAGGACUUGGACGUGGACAUGGACGUGGACGUGGACGAGGACGUAGAAGUGGACGUGGACAUGGUCGUGGACGUAGACGUGGACGUGGACAUGGACGUGGACGUGGACGUGGACGUGGACAUGGACGUGGACGUGGAGGACUUGGACGUGGACGUGGACGUGGACCUAGACGUUGACGCGGACGUGGACGUGGACAUGGACUUGGACGUGGACGUGGACGUGGACAUGGACAUGGACGUGGACGUGGACAUGGACGUGGACGUGGACGUGGACGUGGACAUGGACGUGGACAUGGACGUGGACGUGGACGUGGACAUGGACGUGGACGUGGACGUGGACGUGGACAUGGACGUGGACGUGGACGUGGACGUGGACGUGGACGUGGACGUGGACAUGGACGUGGACAUGGACGUGGACGUGGACGUGGACAUGGACGUGGACGUGGACGUGGACGUGGACAUGGACAUGGACGUGGACGUGGACGUUGACGUGGACGUGGAGGACUUGGACGUGGACGUGGACGUGGACGUGGACCUAGACGUUGACGCGGACGUGGACGUGGACAUGGACGUGGACGUGGACGUGGUCGUGGACGUGGACGAGGACGUGGACGUGGACGUGGACGUGGACGUGGACAUGGACGUGGACAUGGACGUGGACGUGGACGUGGACGUGGACGUGGACUUGGACGUGGACGUGGACGUGGACGUGGACGUGGACGUGGACAUGGACGUGGACGUUGACGUGGACGUGGACGUGGACGUGGACAUGGUCGUGGACGAGGACGUGGACGUGGACGUGGACAUGGACGUGGACGUGGACAUGGACGUGGACGUGGACGUGAGGUGGACGUGGACGUGGACGUGGACGUGGACGUGGACGUGGACGUGGACGUGGACAUGGACGUGGACGUGGACGUGGACAUGGACGUGGACGUGGACCUGGACGUGGACGUGGACGUGGACGUGGACAUGGACAUGGACAUGGACGUGGACAUGGACGUGGACGUGGACAUGGAGUGGACGUGGACAUGGACGUGGACGUGGACAUGGACGUGGACGUGGACGUGGUCGUGGACAUGGUCGUGGACGUGGACGUGGACGUGGUCGUGGACGUGGACGUGGUCGUGGACGUGGACGUGGACGUGGACGUGGACAUAGACAUGGACGUGGACGUGGACAUGGACGUGGACGUGGACGUGGACAUGGACGUGGACAUGGACGUGGACAUGGACGUGGACAUGGACGUGGACGUGGACAAGGACGUGGACGUGAACGUGGAGGUGGACGUGGUCGUGGACGUGGUCGUGGACGUGGUCGUGGACGUGGACGUGGACGUGGACCUGGACGUGGUCGUGGACGUGGACGUGGACGUGGACUUGGACUUGGACUUGGACGUGGACGUGGACGUGGUCGUGGACGUGGUCGUGGACGUGGACGUGGACGUGGUCGUGGACGUGGACGUGGACGUGGACGUGGACGUGGUCGUGGACGUGGACGUGGACGUGUACGUGUACGUGGACGUGGACGUGGACGUGGUCGUGGACGUGGACGUGGACGUGGUCGUGGUCGUGGACGUGGACUUGGACUUGGACGUGGACGUGUGGACGUGGACAUGGACGUGGACAUGGACGUGGACGUGGAUGUGGACGUGGACGUGGACAUGGACGUGGACGUGGACAUGGACGUGGACGUGGACGUGGACAUGGACGUGGACGUGGACGUGGACGUGGACGUGGACAUGGACGUGCACGUGGACAUGGACGUGGACGUGGACGUGGACGUGGACGUGGACAUGGACGUGGACGUGGACGUGGACGUGGACGUGGACGUGGACGUGGACGUGGACGUGGACGUGGACGUGGACGUGGACGUCGACGUGGACAUGGACGUGGACGUGGACGUGGACAUGGACGUGGACGUGGACGUGGACGUGGACGUGGACGUGGACGUGAACGUGGACGUGGACGUGGACGUGGACGUGGACGUGGACGUGGACGUGGACGUGGACGUGGACAUGGACGUGGACGUUGACGUGGACGUGGACGUGGACGUGGACAUGGUCGUGGACGUGGACGUGGACGUGGACAUGGACGUGGACGUGUACGUGGACGUGGACGUGGACGUGGACGUGGACGUGGACAUGGACGUGGACGUGGACGUGGACGUGAACAUGGACGUGGACGUGAACGUGGACAUGGACAUGGACGUGGACGUGGACGUGGACGUGGACAUGGACGUGGACGUGGACAUGGAGUUGGACAUGGACGUGGACGUGGACGUAGACGUGGAGGUGGACGUGGACAUGGACGUGGACGUUGAAGUGGACGUGGACAUGGACGUGGACGUGGACAUGGACGUGGACGUGGUCGUGGACGUGGUCGUGGACGUGGACGUGGACGUAAACGUGGACGUCGACGUGGUCGUGGACGUGGACGUGGACGUGGUCGUGGACGUGGACGUGGACGUGAACGUGGACAUGGACGUGGACGUGGACAUGGACGUUGACGUGGACGUGGACGUGGUCGUGGUCGUGGAUGUGGACGUGGACGUGGACGUGGACGUGGUCGUGGACGUGGACGCGGACGUGGACUUGGUCGUGGACUUGGUCGUGGACGUGGACGUGGACGUGGUCGUGGACGUGGACGAGGACGUGGACGUGGACAUGGACGUGGACGUGGACGUGGACGUGGACGUGGACGUGGACGUGGACGUGGACAUGGACGUGGACGUGGACGUGGACAUGGACGUGGACGUGGACGUGGACGUGGACGUGGACGUGGACGUGGACGUGGAGGACUUGGACGUGGACGUGGACGUGGACGUGGACCUAGACGUUGACGCGGACGUGGACGUGGACAUGGACGUGGUCGUGGACGUGGACGUGGACGUGGACGUGGACAUGGACGUGGACGUGGACGUGGACGUGGACGUGGACAUGGACGUGGACAUGGACGUGGACGUGGACGUGGACGUGGACGUCGACGUCGACGUGGACGUGGACGUGGACGUGGACGUGGUCGUGGACGUGGACGUGGAGGUGGACGUGGACGUGGACGUGGACCAGGACGUGGACGUGGACGUGGUCGUGGACCUAGACGUUGACGUGGACGUGGUCGUGGACGUGGUCGUGGACGUGGACGUGGACGUGGACGUGGACGUGGACAUGGACGUGGACGUGGACGUGGACGUGGACAUGGACGUGGACGUGGACGUGGACGUGGACGUGGACGUGGACAUGGACGUGGACAUGGACGUGGACGUGGACGUGGACAUGGACGUGGACGUGGACGUGGACGUGGACAUGGACGUGGACGUGGACGUGGACGUGGACGUGGACGUGGAGGACUUGGACGUGGACGUGGACGUGGACGUGGACCUAGACGUUGACGCGGACGUGGACGUGGACAUGGACGUGGUCGUGGACGUGGACGUGGACGUGGACAUGGACGUGGACGUGGAUGUGGACGUGGACAUGGACGUGGACAUGGACGUGGACGUGGACGUGGACGUGGACGUGGACGUCGACGUGGACGUGGACGUGGACGUGGACGUGGUCGUGGACGUGGACGUGGAGGUGGACGUGGACGUGGACGUGGACAAGGACGUAGACCUGGACGUGGUCGUGGACCUAGACGUUGACGCGGACGUGGACGUGGACGUGGUCGUGGACGUGGACGUGGACAAGGACGUGGACGUGGACGUGGAGGUGGACGUGGUCGUGGACGUGGUCGUGGACGUGGUCGUGGACGUGGACGUGGACGUGGACCUGGACGUGGUCGUGGACGUGGACGUGGACGUGGACAACGACGUGGACGUGGACGUGGACGUGGUCGUGGACGUGGUCGUGGACGUGGACGUGGUCGUGGACGUGGACGUGGACGUGGACGUGGACGUGGACGUGGUCGUGGACGUGGACGUGGACGUGGACGUGUACGUGUACGUGGUCUUGGACGUGAUGUGGACGUGGACGUGGACCUGGACGUGGUCGUGGACGUGGACGUGGUCGUGGACGUGGACGUGGACAUGGUCGUGGACGUGGACGUGGACGUGGACGUGGACGUGGACGUGGACAUGGACGUGGACGUUGACGUGGACGUGGACGUGGACGUGGACAUGGUCGUGGACGUGGACACGUGGACGUGGACAUGGACGUGGACGUGGACGUGAGGUGGACGUGGACGUGGACGUGGACGUGGACAUGGACGUGGACGUGGACGUGGACAUGGACGUGGACGUGGACAUGGACGUAGACGUGGACGUGGACGUGGACAUGGACAUGGACAUGGACGUGGACAUGGACGUGGACGUGGACAUGGAGGUGGACAUGGACGUGGACGUGGACGUAGACGUGGACGUGGACGUGGACGUGGACAUGGACGUGGACGUGGAAGUGGACGUGGACAUGGACGUGGACGUGGACAUGGACGUGGACGUGGACGUGGUCGUGGACGUGGUCGUGGAAGUGGAUGUGGACGUGGUCGUGGACGUGGACGUGGUCGUGGACGUGGACGUGGACGUGAACGUGGACAUGGACAUGGACGUGGACAUGGACGUUGACGUGGACGUGGACGUGGUCGUGGUCGUGGAUGUGGACGUGGACGUUGACAUGGACGUGGACGUGGUCGUGGACGUGGACGUGGACAAGGACGUGGACGUGGACGUGGAGAUGGACGUGGUCGUGGACGUGGUCGUGGACGUGGUCGUGGACGUGGACGUGGACGUGGACCUGGACGUGGUCGUGGACGUGGACGUGGACGUGGACUUGGACUUGGACUUGGACGUGGACGUGGACGUGGUCGUGGACGUGGUUGUGGACGUGGACGUGGACGUGGUCGUGGACGUGGACGUGGACGUGGACGUGGUCGUGGAUGUCGACGUGGACGUGUACGUGUACGUGGUCUUGGACGUGAUGUGGAUGUGGACGUGGACCUGGACGUGGUCGUGGACGUGGACGUGGUCGUGGACGUGGAUGUGGACAUGGUCGUGGACGUGGACGUGGACGUGGACUUGGACGUGGACGUGGACGUGGACGUGGAGGACGUGGACGUGGACGUGGUCGUGGACGUGGACGUGGACGUGGUCGUGGUCGUGGACGUGGACGUGGUCGUGGACGUGGACGUGGACUUGGACGUGGACGUGUGGACGUGGACGUGGACGUGGACCUGGACGUGGACGUGGACGUGGACGUGUGGACGUGGACAUGGACGUGGACAUGGACGUGGACGUGGACGUGGACGUGGACAUGGACGUGGACGUGGACGUGGACGUGGACGUGGACGUGGACGUGGACGUGGACGUGGACGUGGACAUGGACGUGGACGUGGACGUGGACGUGGACGUGGACGUGGACAUGGACGUGGACGUGGACAUGGACGUGGACGUGGACGUGGACGUGGACGUGGACGUGGACAUGGACGUGGACGUGGACGUGGACGUGGACGUGGACGUGGACGUGGACGUGGACAUGGACGUGGACGUGGACGUGGACGUGGACGUGGACGUGGACGUGGACAUGGACAUGGACGUGGACGUGGACGUGGACGUGGUGGUGGACGUGGACGUGGACGUGGACGUGGACGUGGACGUGGACGUGGACAUGGACGUGUACAUGGACGUGGACGUGGACGUGGACGUGAACAUGGACGUGGACGUGGACGUGGACGUGGACAUGGACGUGAACGUGGACGUGGACGUGGACGUCGACCUGGACGUCGACGUGGACGUGGACGUGGACAUGGACGUGGACGUGGACGUGGACGUGGACAUGGACGUGGACGUUGACGUGGACGUGGACGUGGACAUGGUCGUGGACGUGGACGUGGACGUGGACGUGGACAUGGACGUGGACGUGUACGUGGACAUGGACGUGGACGUGGACGUGGACGUGGACGUGGACGUGGACGUGGACGUGGACGUGGACAUGGACGUGGACGUGGACGUGAACAUGGACGUGGACGUGAACGUGGACGUGGACAUGGACGUGGACGUGGACGUGGACGUGGACAUGGACGUGGAGGUGGACAUGGAGUUGGACAUGGACGUGGACGUGGACGUAGACGUGGACGUGGACGUGGACAUGGACGUGGACGUUGAAGUGGACGUGGACAUGGACGUGGACGUGGACAUGGACGUGGACGUGGUCGUGGACGUGGUCGUGGACGUGGACGUGGACGUAAACGUGGACGUGGACGUGGUCGUGGACGUGGACGUGGACGUGAACGUGGACAUGGACGUGGACGUGGACAUGGACGUUGACGUGGACGUGGACGUGGUCGUGGUCGUGGAUGUGGACGUGGACGUGGACAUGGACGUGGACGUGGUCGUGGACGUGGAGGUGGACAAGGACGUGGACGUGGACGUGGAGGUGGACGUGGUCGUGGACGUGGUCGUGGACGUGGUCGUGGACGUGGACGUGGACGUGGACCUGGACGUGGUCGUGGACGUGGACGUGGACUUGGACAUGGACUUGGACGUGGACGUGGACGUGGUCGUGGACGUGGUCGUGGACGUGGACGUGGACGUGGUCGUGGACGUGGACGUGGACGUGGACGUGGUCGUGGACGUGGACGUGGACGUGUACGUGUACGUGGUCUUGGACGUGACGUGGACGUGGACGUGGACCUGGACGUGGUCACGUGGACGUGGACGUGGAGGACGUGGACGUGGACGUGGAGGACGUGGACGUGGACGUGGUCGUGGACGUGGACGUGGUCGUGGACGUGGACGUGGACUUGGACGUGGACGUGGUCGUGGACGUGGACGUGGACGUGGACGUGGACUUGGACGUGGACGUGGACGUGGACGUGGCUUGGACCUGGACGUGGACGUGGACUUGGACGUGGACGUGGACGUGGACGUGGACGUGGACAUGGUCGUGGACGUGGACGUGGACGUGGUCGUGGAGGUGGACGUGGACGUGGACGUGGACGUGGACGUGGUCGUGGACAUGGACGUGGACGUGGACGUGGUCGUGGAUGUGGACGUGGACGUGGACGUGGUCGUGGACGUGGACGUGGUCGUGGAUGACGUGGACGUGGACGUGGAGGACGUGGACGUGGACGUGGACGUGGACGUGGACGUGGUCGUGGACGUGGACGUGGUCGUGGACGUGGACGUGGUCGUGGACGUGGGCGUGGACGUGGACGUGUACGUGGACGUGGUCGUGGACGUGGACGUGGACGUGCACCUGGACGUGGACGUGGACGUGGACGUGGUCGUGGACGUGGACGUGGACGUGGACGUGGACGUGGUCGUGGACGUGGACGUGGUCGUGGACGUGGACGUGGACGUGGACGUGGACCUGGACGUGGACGUGGACGUGGACGUGGACGUGGUCGUGGACGUGGACCUGGACGUGGACGUAGACGUGGACGUGGACUUGGACGUAGACGUGGUCGUGGACGUUGACGUGGACGUGGUCGUGGACGUGGUCGUGGACGUGGACGUGGACGUGAACGUGGACGUGAACGUGGACGAGGACGUGGACGUGGACGUGGUCGUGGACGUGGACGUGGACGUGGUCGUGGACGUGGACGUGGACGUGGACGUGAACGUGGACGUGGACGUGGACGUGUACGUGGACGUGGACGUUGACGUGGUCGUGGACGUGGUCAUGGUCGUGGACGUGGUCGUGGACGUGGACGUGGACAUGGACGUGGACGUGGACGUGGUCGUGGACAUGGUCGUGGACGCGGUCGUGGACGUGGACGUGGACAUGGACUUGGACGUGGUCGUGGACGUGGACGUGGACGUGGACUUUGACGUGGACUUGGACGUGGACGUGGACGUGGUCGUGGACGUGGUCGUGGACGUGGACGUGGACGUGGUCGUGGACGUGGACGUGGACGUGGACGUGGUCGUGGACGUGGACGUGGACGUGGACGUGUACGUGGUCGUGGACGUGGUCGUGGACGUGGACGUGGACCUGGACGUGGUCAUGGACGUGGAGGUGGUCGUGGACGUGGACGUGGACGUGGACGUGGUCGUGGACGUGGACGUGGACGUGGACGUGGUCGUGGACGUAGACGUGGACGUGGACGUGGACGUGGACGUGGUCGUGGACGUGGACGUGAACGUGGACGUGGACGUGGACGUGGACUUGGACGUGGACGUGGUCGUGGACGUGGACGUGGACGUGGACUUGGACGUGGACGUGGACUUGGACGUGGACGUGGCUUGGACAUGGACGUGGACGUGGAAUCGGACGUGGACGUGGACGUGGACGUGGACGUGGACGUGGUCGUGGACGUGGACGUGGACGUGGACGUGGACGUGGUCGUGGACGUGGACGUGGACGUGGUCGUGGACGUGGACGUGGUCGUGGACGUGGACGUGGACGUGGACGUGGACGUUGUCGUGGACGUGGACGUGGACGUGGACUUGGACGUUGACGUGGACGUGGAAGUGGAGGACGUGGACGUGGACGUGGACGUGGACGUGGACGUGGUCGUGGACGUGGACGUGGUCGUGGACGUGGACGUGGACGUGGACGUGGUCGUGGACGUGGAUGUGGACGUGGACGUGGACGUGCACGUGGACGUGGUCAUACGUGGACGUGGACAUGGACGUGGACCUGGACGUGGACGUGGACGUGGACGUGGACGUGGACGUGGUCGUGGACGUGGACGUGGUCGUGGACGUUGACGUGGACGUGGUCAUGGACGUGGACGUGGACGUGGACGUGGUCAGGGACGUGGUCGUGGACGUGGACGUGGUCGUUGACGUGGACGUGGACGUGGACGUGGUCGUGGACGUGGACGUGGACGUGGACGUGGUCGUGGACGUGGACGUGGAUGUGGACGUGGUGGUGGACGUGGUGGAGGACGUGGACGUGGACGUGGACGUGGUCGUGGACGUGGACGUGAACGUGGACGUGGUCGUGGACAUGGACGUGGACGUGGACGUGGACGUGAAAAUGGUCGUGGACGUGGACGUGGAUGUGGUCGUGGACGUGGUCGUGGACGUGGACAUGGACGUGGACCUCGACGUGGUCGUGGACGUGGACGUGGAUGUGGACGUGGACUUGGACGUGGACUUGGACGUGGACGUGGACGUGGUCGUGGACGUGGACGUGGACGUGGACGUGGUCGUGGACGUGGACGUGGACGUGGACGUCAAUGUGGACUUGGACGUGGACGUGGACGUGGACGUGGACGUGGACCUGGACGUGGACGUGGACUUGGACGUGGACGUGGACGUGGACGUGGACGUGGACGUGGUCGUGGACGUGGACGUGGACGUGGACGUGGUCGUGGACGUGGACGUGGACGUGGACGUGGUCGUGGACGUGGACGUGGUCGUGGACGUGGACGUGGACGUGGACGUGGUCGUGGACGUGGACGUUGACGUGGACUCGGACGUAGACGUGGACGUGGAGGUGGACGUGGAGGACGUGGACGUGGACGUGGAGGACGUGGACGUGGACGUAGACGUGAACGUGGACGUGGUCGUGGACCUGGACGUGGUCGUGGACGUGGACGUGGACGUGGUCGUGGACGUGGACGUGGACGUAGACGUGGACCUGGACGUGGACGUGGACGUGGACGUGGACGUGGACGUGGACGUGGUCGUGGACGUGGACGUGGACGAGGACGUGGUCGUGGACGUGGACGUGGUCGUGGACGUGGACGUAGACGUGGACCUGGACGUGGACGUGGUCGUGGACGUGGUCGUGGACGUGGACUUGGACGUGGACGUGGACGUGGACGUGGACGUGGACGUGGACGUGGACGUGGACGUGGUCGUGGAUGUGGACGUGGACGUCGACGUGGACGUCGACGUGGACGUGGACGUGGACGUGGACGUGGACGUGGUCGUGGACGUGGUCGCGGACGUGGUCGUGGACGUGGAAGUGGACGUGGUCGAGGACGUGGACGUGGACGUGGACGUGGACGUGGACUUGGACGUGGACGUGGAUGUGGUCGUGGACUUGGAAGUGGACGUGGUCGUGGACGUGGUCGUAGACGUGGACGUGGACGUGGAAGUGGACGUGGUCGACGUGGACGUGGACGUGGAUGUGGACGUGGACGUGGAGGACGAGGACGUGGACGUGGACGUGGAGGACGAGGACGUGGACGUGGACGUGGACUUGGACGUGGACGUGGACGUGGACGUGGAUGUGGUCGUGGAUGUGGACGUGGACGUGUACGUGGACGUGGACGUGGACGUCGACGUGUACGUGGACGUGGUCAUAGACGUAGACGUGGACAUGGACGUGGACCUGGACGUGGACGUGGACGUGGACGUGGACAUGGACGUGGUCGUGGACGACGAGGACGUGGACGUGGACGUGGACAUGGACGUGGACGUGGAGGACGAGGACGUGGACGUGGACGUGGAGGACGAGGACGUGGACGUGGACUUGGACGUGGAUGUGGACGUGGACGUGGACGUGGACGUGGACGUGGACGUGUACGUGGACAUGGACGUGGACGUGGACGUGUACGUGGACGUGGACGUGGACGUGGACGUGGACCUGGACGUGGACCUGGACGUGGACGUGGACGUGGACGUGGAAGUGGACGUGGUCGUGGACGUGGACAUGGACGUGGAUGUGGACGUGGACGUGGACGUGGUCGUGGACGUGGACGUGGACGUGGACGUGGUCGUGGACGUGGACAUGGUCGUGGACGUGGACGUGGACGUGGACUUGGACGUGGACCUGGACGUGGACGUGGAUGUGGACGUGGUCGUGGACGUGGACGUGGACUUGGACGUGGACGUGGACGUGGACGUGGACGUGGACGUGGACGUUGACGUGGACGUGGACGUGGACGUGGUCGUGGAUGUGGACGUGGACGUCGACGUGGACGUUGACGUGGACGUGGACGUGGACGUGGACGUGGUCGUGGACGUGGUCGUGGACGUGGUCGUGGACGUGGACGUGGACGUGGAAGUGGACGUGGUCGAGGACGUGGACGUGGACGUGGACGUGGACGUGGACGUGGACUUGGACGUGGACGUGGAUGUGGUCGGGGACUUGGAAGUGGACGUGGUCGUGGACGUGGUCGUGGACGUGGACGUGGAUGUGGAAGUGGACGUGGUCGUGGACAUGGACGUGGACGUGGACGUGGACGACGAGGACGUGGACGUGGACGUGGAGGAAGAGGACGUGGACGUGGACUUGGACGUGGACGUGGACGUGGACUUGGACGUGGACGUGGACGUGGAUGUGGUCGUGGAUGUGGACGUGGACGUGUACGUGGACGUGGACGUGGACGUGGACGUGUACGUGGACGUGGUCGUAGACGUAGACGUGGACAUGGACGUGGACCUGGACGUGGACGUGGACGUGGACAUGGAUGUGGUCGUGGACGUGGACGUGGACGUGGAGGACGAGGACGUGGACGUGGACGUGGAGGACGAGGACGUGGACGUGGACUUGGACGUGGACGUGGACGUGGACUUGGACGUGGACGUGGAUGUGGACGUUGACGUGGUCGUGGACGUGGACGUGGACGUGGACGUGGACGUGUACGUGGACGUGGACGUGGACGUGGACGUGUACGUGGACGUGGUCGUGGACGUGGACGUGGACAUGGACGUGGACCUGGACGUGGACGUGGACGUGGACGUGGACGUGGACGUGGUCGUGGACGUGGACGUGGACGUGGGCGUGGUCAUGGACAUGGACGUGGACGUGGACGUGGUCGUGGACGUGGACGUGGACGUGGACGUGGACGUGGUCGUGGACGUGGACGUGGACUUGGACGUCGAUGUGGACGUGGACGUGGACUUGGACGUGGACGUGGUUGUGGACGUGGUCGUGGACGUGGUCGUGGACGUGGACGUGGUCGUGGACGUGGACGUGGACGUGGACGUGGACGUGGACCUGGACGUGGACCUGGACGUGGACGUGGACGUGGACGUGGACGUGGUCGUGGACGUGGACAUGGACGUGGAUGUGGACGUGGACGUGGACGUGGACGUGGUCGUGGACGUGGACGUGGACGUGGACGUGGUCGUGGACGUGGACAUGGUCGUGGACGUGGACGUGGACGUGGACUUGGACGUGGACCUGGACGUGGACGUGGAUGUGGACGUGGUCGUGGACGUGGACGUGGACUUGGACGUGGACGUGGACGUGGACGUGGACGUGGACGUGGACGUUGACGUGGACGUGGACGUGGUCGUGGAUGUGGACGUGGACGUCGACGUGGACGUUGACGUGGACGUGGACGUGGACGUGGACGUGGUCGUGGACGUGGUCGUGGACGUGGUCGUGGACGUGGACGUGGACGUGGAAGUGGACGUGGUCGAGGACGUGGACGUGGACGUGGACGUGGACGUGGACGUGGACUUGGACGUGGACGUGGAUGUGGUCGGGGACUUGGAAGUGGACGUGGUCGUGGACGUGGUCGUGGACGUGGACGUGGAUGUGGAAGUGGACGUGGUCGACGUGGACGUGGACGUGGAGGACGAGGACGUGGACGUGGACGUGGAGGAAGAGGACGUGGACGUGGACUUGGACGUGGACGUGGACGUGGACUUGGACGUGGACGUGGACGUGGACGUGGAUGUGGUCGUGGAUGUGGACGUGGACGUGUACGUGGACGUGGACGUGGACGUGGACGUGUACGUGGACGUGGUCGUAGACGUAGACGUGGACAUGGACGUGGACCUGGACGUGGACGUGGACGUGGACAUGGAUGUGGUCGUGGACGUGGACGUGGACGUGGAGGACGAGGACGUGGACGUGGACGUGGAGGACGAGGACGUGGACGUGGACUUGGACGUGGACGUGGACGUGGACUUGGACGUGGACGUGGACGUGGAUGUGGACGUUGACGUGGUCGUGGACGUGGACGUGGACGUGGACGUGGACGUGUACGUGGACGUGGACGUGGACGUGUACGUGGACGUGGUCGUGGACGUGGACGUGGACAUGGACGUGGACCUGGACGUGGACGUGGACGUGGACGUGGACGUGGACGUGGUCGUGGACGUGGACGUGGACGUGGGCGUGGUCAUGGACAUGGACGUGGACGUGGACGUGGUCGUGGACGUGGACGUGGACGUGGACGUGGACGUGGUCGUGGACGUGGACGUGGACUUGGACGUGGAUGUGGACGUGGACGUGGACUUGGACGUGGACGUGGUUGUGGACGUGGUCGUGGACGUGGUCGUGGACGUGGACGUGGACGUGGUCGUGGACGUGGACGUGGACGUGGACGUGGUCGUGGACGUGGACGUGGUCGUGGACGUGGACGUGGACGUGGUCGUGGACGUGGACGUGGACGUGGACUUGGACGUAGACGUGGACGUGGAGGUGGACGUGGAGGACGUGGACGUGGAGGAUGUGGACGUGGACGUGGACGUGGACGUGGACGUGGUCGUGGACGUGGACGUUGUUGUGGACGUGGACGUGGACGUGGUCGUGGACGUGGACGUGGACGUGGACGUGGACAUGGACGUGGACCUGGACCUGGACGUGGACGUGGACGUGGACGUUGAGAAGAUAUGA
This is a messenger RNA of Closterium sp. NIES-65, 14607 nucleotides long. NCBI's taxonomy places the organism in Eukaryota, Viridiplantae, Streptophyta, Zygnematophyceae, Desmidiales, Closteriaceae. The record is from the annotation of a GenBank genome assembly.